This is a messenger RNA of Hymenoscyphus albidus, 3206 nucleotides long. NCBI's taxonomy places the organism in Eukaryota, Fungi, Ascomycota, Leotiomycetes, Helotiales, Helotiaceae. The record is from the annotation of a GenBank genome assembly.
CACUGCAGCGGCAGCAGCCAGCCUUGACCUGGAGGAACCCUGAACGCCGUCGGUCUUGGGCUUCAAUCGAGCUACCGCGAGCCCCGUGGAUGCUAAUUCUCAAUCUUGCAUCCCUCCGCCGCCAGCCCACUUGAUACCACAUCCCUCGCUGUCGCAAUCGUAGCGUCGUCUAUCUGUGUACCAGUCCCCGCUGAGUAUGCGCAUCCGCCCAUAGUCAAUUCUGAGUGUCCUCGAGCACAUCCCCAACUGCAAACAUGGAGGCCUUGACCCGGCAGGAGUAUCCGGCCAUGCUGGUAAGUCGAGUGUUGAUGUUGACAACUGGUCGCAUUCGUAGCCACCGAGGCACGGGGGACAUGAGACUGACGCCUUCAUAGGAGCGCUUGCAACCUGCCGCCGCCGUGUCGAAAUUCAAUGAGAGGGUAAAGAAGUUGGGGAAGACCAAUAGUGAAAUCGCAGACUGGUUACAGGUAUAGCAAACCCCGGCGAUACUUGCGACAGCCGGAGACUGACAUUGUUUGCAGGAGCGACGGAAAAUCGAGGAGGCCUAUGUCGCGGGGCUCAAGAAGCUGGUGCGACGACCAUUGCAGGAUGUGGGCACUGAACUUGGGUAAGGAAUCGACUCGAUUGCGACCGAGAAUACAUUCGCUGACUGCAUUGGUAGUGUGUUCGAAGUACCGUGGAGGAAGAUCGUGGCUUCGACCGAGGAGAUUGCCAGCUCGCAUCAUGCACUCGCACAGCGGAUAGAGAAGGAUGUUGAACAACCACUGCGGAAUUUUUCCUCAAUGAAUCGGGAGAUGCAGCAGAUGUCCACAGUCCAGGGCAACCUAGGAGCAAUGGCGAAGGAAUUGGACGCCGCGCAAGAACGAUCCAAUAAGUUGGCGCAGAAAGGAGGAAAAGCGAGCGCAGCCAAGGUCGACCAGGCGGCAGUAAAACUACAAGUGGCAGAGCAGCAAUGGAAUUCCCAAGCACCAUUUAUCUUCGAGACUCUCCAGGCGUUGGAUGAGAGACGAUUAAACCACCUUCGCGAUGUUCUAACUCAAUACGAGACCCACCAGGCCGACCAAAUCGAGCGCUGCCGAGUCACUGUCGAGGAAACAUUGACCACGUUGCUAGAGGUUGAGACAGACCAAGAAAUAAGAAACUGGUCGGAAGCGACAGUUGCGGGCAGACCGAUCACAGAGAGAAGAGCAAGACAAUUGUCUGAAGCCGAGGGCGGCAAUGCUGCCAACGUGCCACCUCCAACACCCCCGGCUAGAUCUAUACAUACAAGCCAUGGGGACAAUCAAAGCCAACAUUCUUCCAAACCAGAAAAAGGUACAGGAUAAAUUUCUUCUGCUUCGUACCCGUGAUUUUGCUCUCGAUCUUUUGGAUUCAAUGACUGACUGAACUAUAUAGAAAACUUGAAGAGCCGCUUUGGGACUAUGAUGAGUCGAAGACGUCAAAGUAUACACGGUGGGCUGCCAUCAUUCGGCCGAGCACCUUCGCCCUCUAAAGGUGGAUUCGUCUCUUUUGGACGAGGGAAUUCUGGAAGCAGAGAUGGCCAACCAACACCGUCACCGCGUGCUUCAAGUAGCAAUUUGCAGGAUCCACCGCUUAGAGAACAUCGAUUGACAUCUCUACCUGAAUCCCCCCCUAAUGUGAGCCCUACCACAGCAACGAACGGCACCAACGGCGUCACUCCUGAAACUAGCCACAUCUCCGACUCGUUACCUGCUCGACCACAAACGAGUGGAGCUAACGGCGGCACGAUGGGAUCUUUAACAAACUUUUCUGAAUACCGUGCGACCACAUCUGGUUCUAGGUCUCAAGGGCAAGACGCAAAGACAGAUGCAGAGGGGUUCUCUGUUCCACCUUCUCAGUUAGAUGCAAUUUCACAAGCUCAGCAAGAAGCCGCCCAGGAGCUUGAGCAACCUCAAUUUAAGUUAGACAUUCGAAAUGAGCCUAUACCUGAGCAGGAUGCGGACGCCCAAGCAGCACUUUCAAAUGUUGCCAAUACGCUGAGAUCCUCUCAAAUGGCAACUCCCAACCGAAAGGUAGGAACUGUGAGGGGUCGAAGAGAUGUGAGAAGCACCAUUUUUGUACCCUCGCCAAAUACAGUGCCAAGUAAUCCAGAACCAGCGCAACCUCCUAUGCCUAAUUCCCCUAGCUUUCUUAGUGGACGGAAUGCUGCUUUGGCUGCAUUGUCAUCUAGUGAUCAGCGAAAUGCUAGCGUUUCCGAUACCACAUCCAUCCGUUCCGGUCACUCACUUACCAGUCACGCUCCCAUCAGACACGCAGAAAUGCACAAUGUCGGCUUAAAUGCUUCGGUGAUUGAACAUAUGAGCGCCUCAUUUGAGAAUGGAAUUGUCAAAACAUCACGCAUUGCUGGUGAAAUCGCCUUUACGUAUAUCAAGAAUACUGAUGACGAUGCUCCUUUGACUCCAGGUUGGUGCUAUCCCAGAUCUUCCAAGCUAUUCGCUAACAUGUUUUUAGAAACAGAAGUCAUAAAAGUCAACAACUUUCCUAACCUCGAAGCAAUAGGUAUGAACCAUACAUUUGUUCAUCCGGUUUCAGCUGAGAAGCCCGAUGAAUUUAAAAUCAAUCUCGCUUCAGUUACAUCGAGAUCGUCUGUUGGUUUAAGUUAUAGAGUACACACCGAUGACUCAAACAUUCCGGGCCAUGGUCCUCUAUUUAUCAAGCCAGCGUGGAAGCAGCUGAGUGACAAACUGCAACUUCUCGUCGAAUACGGCGCCAACCCCGCACUAGGGACCCAACCAAUUUCCUUUAAAAAUCUUAUGAUUGUCGCUACCUACGAGGGCGCAAAAGCAGCUUCCUGCCAAACCAAACCAAAUGGUAUACACAUACGAGACAAGUACUAUGUCUACUGGCGACUCGGUGACGUGACUCUCGGUCACACAUCUCAUAAAGUUAUUUGUCGACUUACUGGCGUCGAUGGCUCGGUCCCAACACCGGGUCGCAUCGAAGCGCGUUGGGAGAUCUCUGGUCCCGAGGCAAACGGUCUCGCUCUCGGUAGUGGGAUUUCUCUUUCCAAGUUUGAGGUUUCCAAAGGGAAGGAAAAGGAGGAGGUUGGUAGUGAUAAUGAUCCUUUUGCUGAUGAGUCUUUGGGGAUGCCCAAAUUGCCUUCUUCUCCGGCGGGCGGUUGGGUGGGCUUGGAGACCAGUAGGAAGUUUGUUAGUGAGAAGUAUGUUGCGAUUGAGGAGGUUUAA